CGCCAUCUUGUCCAAAUCGCUGGAAAGACCAUCGGUGAGGAUGUUAUUUUGCCAUGCCAUCUGAAACCGGCAGGGGAUGCUGUGGGUAUGACGUUUGAGUGGGCAAGACCGGACUUGAAUCCCAGAUUUGUCCAUGUGUGGCAUGAACGUCAAGACCUUCAUGUCAAUCAGCAUCUGUCCUACAAAGGACGAACAUCAGUGUCCCUCGACAAGCUGAAGCAAGGAGACGUUUCACUGAAACUCUCCAGAGUCAAACUGUCUGAUAAGGGAACGUACAGAUGUUACUUUCCAGAUUUGGAUAAAGACUCCACUGUUCAACUUGUUGUUGCGGCUGCUGCUUCGCCAGCCAUCAGGUUAGCAGGAAUUGACAGAACCUCCAGUGGUGUGGUUCUACAGUGUGAGUCCUCCGGCUGGUAUCCAGAACCUGAGGUGUUCUGGCUGGACGGUGAGGGAAACCUCCUCUCUGCUGGACCUACAGAGACAGUCAGAGGUCCUGAUGACCUCUAUACUGUCAGCAGCAGAGUGACUGUGGAGAAGAGACACAGCAACAGCUUCACCUGUAGAGUCCACCAGAACCACAUCAACCAGACCAGAGAGGCACAGAUACAUAUUCCAGAUGAUUUCUUCAUGGUCCCGCCUGGUUCCGCUGCCCGUAUCACCAUCAGCUUGGUUGCUUGCUUCACAUGUGUUCUUGCAGUUGUCUUUGUUGUAUGGAUAUUGAGGCGAAGCAAAACCAAAGCCAAGAUAACCGCUCAAAGAGAAGAACAGCGGCUCUUGGCAGACAAGGACAAUAUGAAGGAAGCUGAGAAGAGACUGGCAGGGACUGCUGAAGAAUUACAGAUGAAACAAAAAGACAUGGUUGACACACUGAUGAACCAGAGAGAUCAACUGAAACGGCUACGGACGAAUGUAGAGAAACUGGUGGAGGACAAUGAAAGUAAGCUUCAGUCAGUGGAGAAAGAUAUGACAAAUAAAGGUAAAGGAUUGACUAGUGCACCAGAUCAUAAAGAAAUGAUAUAUGAGAACAAUUGGUACCUGAAGGACAGAGUGAAGGAACUUGAGACUAUGGUACUGAACACAGAGAAACUAUUAGGGAUGAUGAAGGGUGUGAUUGUUGAAACAACAAAAAAGGAGGAAACAGAGAAGCAGAUAAAUGAAGAGUAAUGUUGACUGGAGAGUGUUAAACACUAAACAUGCACGUUAAAGUAUGUAGUACAAGUACAAACACAAGCACAAAGAGAUAAGAAAAAAGUAUCUGUUUAUUUUUAGAUCCUCAAAAAUCUUGCAAAACUAAUUUCUUGAUGUUUUCUUUUUCUGUUUUUAUUUGUUUGAUAGCAUGUAGUUAUGCAUUAUGUGCAUAUUGUUAUGAAUUCAUGUUGUGGGUUGUUUGUUUGAGUUUCUAUCUUUAUGUUUAACUGGUAUAGUUUUUUUGGGCUUUAUUGAUAUUGAGAUGUUAAUUUGAGCAUUUGUUGUAAGAGCGUGUGAAGGUUUGUAACCAUCGUGUGAAAGUUAACAGGGAUUUUAAUAAAGAACUAAAAAUC
This is a messenger RNA of Acanthopagrus latus (yellowfin seabream), 1541 nucleotides long. RefSeq names its product butyrophilin subfamily 3 member A2-like. NCBI's taxonomy places the organism in Eukaryota, Metazoa, Chordata, Actinopteri, Spariformes, Sparidae. The annotation marks the transcript as partial. The record is from RefSeq and is a predicted model, not a curated record. The transcript has 4 exons.